Sinocyclocheilus rhinocerous is the source of this 2184-nucleotide messenger RNA. RefSeq names its product leucine-rich repeat-containing protein 75A-like. Bases 841 to 2166 code for a protein of 441 amino acids. NCBI's taxonomy places the organism in Eukaryota, Metazoa, Chordata, Actinopteri, Cypriniformes, Cyprinidae. The transcript is spliced from 4 exons. The record is from RefSeq and is a predicted model, not a curated record.
AAUAAUUCAGCUGUGAAUUAUAUAAAAGUUCAACGUUUUGUAAACUACAGUUUUGGUGGGAAAUUGGAUGAGAAAUGUACGCAGGGGAGUCAACUUUUUAAGUAAUUUUAUGAGCGUAAUCGCUUCGUAUCGCGGAACCCAAACGGUCGUUUUGCGCUCCUUGUGCGGUUAACCCUCAAGACGUUUUAAACAAAACAAAAGUAUUUAUGUGAGAUAUUUGUUAUGUGUUUAUACAUGGUAAUGUGAUAAAUAACGACAGUACAGUGUUUUAUUGAUGCACCGCCCGAUACAAACAUCAUGAGCAGCUGUUGCUAUGGUUACCUACGCAGAAGCGAUUUCUGUUCGCGUACGUAAAUUUUGUGGUUACUGACACGUUAUUCGAACGCUGUUGAAACAUAUAAAUGCUUAUGUAAAAAUACAUUAAUAAGACCCCCAACUUUAAUUUGGGGUAUUCAUGCCUUAAUUAGGGGGUCGUACAUCCCCCCAAACCUCCCUCAUAUUUCACACCCUGUGAAUGAGCACUUUGUGAAAAAGAUUUUACUGAAAUGCCAUUCGAUGCAAGUUUUUGUAAUUUUAUUAUAUAAAUUCACAUCUUAAUGUAAGUAUAUUUUCUCUGUCAGCUUAGAGAUGACAGGUGUAAGGUGAGCAGAAGGACUUUUAAAACACUGUUCUCCAAUAAACUUUAUAGGAACACUAAAGCUUAUUUCUUAUUUUCAUUUGUUUCUUACAAAAUUUAAUCUCGCGUACAAUUAAAAGACUUUUAAUAGUUAAAUGUGAAUUCAUUUUGAAAGUAUGCCCAGUCUGGAUGCCCUUUUCCAGGGUGAGACUCUAUAACCAAACAUGGGAGCGAAGCAAACAAAGGCCGCGGGACAGGAGGCAGGAGCGAGUCCUCAGAGCACAGGAUGGAAACGGACCCCAACGAAAGAGCGAGGAGACAUCCUUACUUCUAUAAUGUUGAAGUCAGGAGACAAACUGAGGAGCAGUGGGACUCCUCCUCCCUACCAGCGGCGCAUCGGGAUGAUACAAGAGAUGAUGCUGAUGGCAAAGCAGGGGAAACACGAUGAGGCGACAGAGAUGCUGAAGACUCUCCGGCAGGAUCUGGGAAUGGAGUCAACCUCUCUGGACGAUGUUCUCUACCGCUAUGCCAGUUUCCGCAACCUGGUGGAUCCCAUUACCCAUGACCUCAUUAUCAGCCUGGCCAAAUAUAUUCACUGCCCAAAGACGGAGGGAGAUGCUUUGGGUGCCAUGGAGAAGGUGUGCCGUCAGCUGACCUACCACCUGAGCCCACACUCCCAGUGGAGACGGCAGGGGCUGCUGAAGAGUAAGCCACAGGCCUGUCUGAAGUCAGUUCUUUCAAGCCCUCCCUCCGGUGGGACAUUAGAUCUGUCUGGCAUCCCUCUUGGAGUGAAAGACAUGGAGCGUCUCUGUGCCUACCUGCAUCACCACGCGUCCCGCAUCGGCAGCCUUGAGCUGGGCUUCACCGAGCUCACAGACGAUGCCUUCCUUCUGCUCCUCCCUACGCUGGCGUCUCUUCCCCGCCUUGAGACGCUGGCCCUCAAUGGCAACAGGCUGACCCGUGCCGUGCUCAAAGAGCUCACAGACACACUGAAAGACCCAGACAGCUUCCCCAGCGUCACCUGGAUCGACCUGGGGAACAACGUGGACAUCUUCUCCCUCCCACAACCAUUUCUGGUGAGCCUGCGCAAGCGCUGCCCCAAACAGGGCAACCUUCCCACCAUCCUUGAGUUCGGCGAGAGCCAGGCCAGCGAGCCGGAGGGCCGAGUGGAUGAGGACGAUGCAGAUGAUACAAACAGGACUGAGAGUAUGGGAGAACUCAGAUCUGAGGUAGAAGAAGAGAUUGACGGUGAGAUGGAGAUUGAGGACAUGGUGGAGGAGUUGCUGGACUUUGACAGGGAAGUGCAGGGCAAGGAGGACGAAGACGAAAGUAUGUGGACCUUGGAGGAGCAGCGGCUGGUAAAAGAUCCAGUUGCAAAGCGGAGCAAAGAGAAAAGGCCGUCCAAAGCAGAGGGCGAAGAGGACUUACAAAGCCAGUCUUCCCAUCUGUCCUGCUCCAGCCAGUCACAGCACUCUUCUGGAGCCAUCGAGCCUUUAAGAGAAGAUUCUGUCCCAGACCAGUUAGCGUGUCAUUCGAACAACCCUACCUGAUUGCAGCCACUGUCUAAU